Vitrella brassicaformis is the source of this 1038-nucleotide messenger RNA. NCBI's taxonomy places the organism in Eukaryota, Vitrellaceae. The record is from the annotation of a GenBank genome assembly.
GUGUGCGUUCGUCUAGGAGCCGCCCUGCAGCACACGCUUCGACACCUUCCUGCACGUAUCCCUCACACUCUGCACACACACGAGAAGACAGGCAGCCGGGAGAAUGAAGACACCUCUCUGCACACACACAUGUGUGGCUUCCUUCCUCCCGUACCUCCUUGAAGUAGCCAUAGAACUCGUUCUGUGAGCACCGGCCAUAGCCACCCCUCCCCUCCCCGCCACACGUCGGCCAAUACAGGCCCUCGGACCGGUCGAUGCAUGUGUUCAGCUGCACCAAGUAACACACCAAAGGCCCUAGGAAAGCAGCAGCCUGCGGCGCAAAAUUCGGGCGGCAUUGCUCCCGAACGUAGCCACAAGCAGUCGAAGCGAUGCCCUUGGCGGCACUGUUGCUGAACUGGGUGCAGGGGUUGGAAGAGCUGCGGCAAAAGGGUGAGGGGUCACAGGACUGGAAGCACCGAUAGAGACUCUGACCGGACAGCAGGUUAGAAACGCACUGCGAGCAGCACUUUCGUUGCUGCAGGGCGCGCCCGCUGCCCUCCUCAGCCUCAGCGUCCACCACCCCCACACAGCCGUCCUCGUCGCAGUCGACGAAGGCCUCGGCGGCCAUGUCGGUGUCGUUUGCUGGUGAGGGGGGAAAGAUGGGCUGAUGCGCUGUGACAUUCGGGGGCGGGACCGGCUGUUGCGAUGGGAUGGGAGGGCUCGCCUCACCUACAGAGAAGCACACAUGCGCAAUAACAUAGAUAGAUAGUCCACCCUCUUCAUCCGGUUGUUACCGCUCGUGGAUGUCGAUUCAUUCAGGGGUCGCCCGUGCGGCUGAGAAAGCACCGCUGCGAUCAGACAGAGGAAGAUAAACGGACACAGCGCACGAGUCACCAUUGCGGCGUAGCGAAGAGAUCAAGCGUGACGGACAGGCAGGAAGGAAGCGGACGAAAGUGACAAGAGGCGGAAAGAACUGGAGGGAUGGGCUGCGGUGAUGCCAAGCGAACCGGCGGACUGCCAGCCUCAACGUCACGCCCCCUCAAUCAUUCCUUCUCUCAG